GAGCAGAGAAGUUGCCAGUCACAGGAGCCACAAUGGCGUUUGUAGUCUCCUUCAGAUAGGGCUGUGGAUAAUAUUAAAUCCACUAGCAUCGCCCUAAAUAUAGGCCUGGUUGAUUCCCAGAGCCAUUGAUAAUAAACUGGAACAUCUACUGCACACGAAAAUACUAUGAUUUCUAAACAAUAUUGAAUUUAUAGUGGAUAAAACUUGCAUUAAAAAGGGAACAUGUAAACAGUACCAACCGGGUCAAGUUUUCAUUUUGUUCGAGAAACAAGCUGCUUUUAAUGAAGGCAUUUGCUUGUUUCUGAAUGCUUAAACCGUAAUUCUGUGGAAUAAAAGCACCUUUACUUAACUUGGCACCGAACAAGGACACCUUUCACAAAGGGACUUUUUCUUUUUUACGAAUCAGCUCGCUAGCCGCCAAGCAUUAGCUAGCGGUGCUAGCUAUAUUUGAGACGGAGACGACCCCACAAUGCUCCGAUGUCUGCUUGGGAUCUUUUUCAUUCACUGACUAAUUCAAAGAACUAUACUUUACAGCACUGGAAAGCCACCUUGUCAUCUUUCAGCUUUGACGAACUAUGUUGGGGAUCUCGGAGGAAUGAAUUGGCUUUGAGGAGGACUGGACGUGACAGGCCUGGUGUGUUUAUUUUGUGUAUUCUUGCCCAGUUUCUGCUUAGUAACACGUUUAUUUGGCAUUUGGAGUAGCUACUGUUCUCUUGUGAAUGAAUUGCCUGGACCACCGAGGCCCAGUCGAAGGAGAGGCACCGACGCCGGCGUGAGGGAUGCCUGGGUCGGACCGACACCAUGGGACCAAGAGGAAGCCGGAAUCCAGCAGCCUUAGCGGCGUGCCACAACAGACCCAGGCCACGACUCGUACCUCCGCUGGAGACAAGACGAGCAAGGAAGGCAAGGUGCUUGGAAAAUCUUCAAUGUCUUCUUCUUCUACAAAACGUAAACGGCAUAAAUUAACCAAACCUAAUCGGGAAUCCUCUGCACCUGGAGCCGAAUAUGUUACCCUCGGCGAUGCGGCGCCACCUGGUGUCAACACGGUGAAGCCUCUCGUGGAGUACGACGAUAUCAGCUCGGACUCGGACACUUUUUCAGACCCACCGUCCUCCAGGCCCUCGGAGAGGGGGGGCGGGGAUUUACUGGAGCCGUCACCAGACUACGAUAGGCAGGUGGCCGGUGCAGAAACAGGUGACAUGGAGAACAAGGGACACAAACAUUCCCGAAAAAAGCCCAAGGACCCCAACAAAGUUAGAGACCCUGGGAAUGGCGAACGUGGCAUCAAGAAAAAGAACAGCAAAGACCAAGAGAAAGGGGUUGCUGUAAAGAACAAGGAGAAGGCUGCCUCCUCAGGUACCUCCUCCAAACGCCAUGUCCAGCCAGAGGGUGACUCUAAACGUGCGGAGCUGAUGCUCACCACACAGCCUGCAGCCAGUGUAGGUAGUGCUACUUCCUCCACAUCCUCAUCUCGCAGCAAGGAAAGCAGCCGCUCAGGAAAGACUCGAAAAGAGAAGCAGCAGCGGAAAGAGGGCCGAGCAGCGGAGGGCAGCCAAAGCUCUUCCCAGAGGAACCGAGCAGACAGGACCCAUCGCAAGGCCUCCAAGAGCCUGAAGUCCAGCCCUAAGGGCAAGUCUUCGAAUAGGGGUAGCCCACGCAGGAAGGGCGCGAAUGCUGCUCAUUCACCCAGUCCCAGAAGAGCGGCUGGCAGCGAGAGUCCACAGGCCAGUGGGUAUGGACAGCAGGUGGAUGACACCUACUCCAGGCGGAGGGUGGCCCAGCAGAGCCCUAAUCCUUAUGGGGACACUUCCCGCCGCAGCAGACAGAGAUCAGACAGCCCCUAUGGCAGCAGACACCGGUCCUCCAGCUAUGAGAGGGACAGCAGCCCAUACUCAAGGAGACGCUCCAACAGCCCCUAUGGCACCCGCAGGUCCUCCAGCAACAGCCCCAUGUCUCGCCGCUCUGGCCGCUCCAGGAGUCGCUCCCCGAUGCACUACUCGACUUCUCGUCGCUCCACCUCUCGUCCCCGUAGCAAGAGACAUACUUCCUCUGUUGCAGCGGGGGCCAGCUCCCACAGCAGUCGGCCAACGAGCCGCUCCCCCCCCUCCCGCCUGCCACUCAACUCCAGCCUGGGAGCAGAGCUAAGUCGCAGGAAGAAGGAACGGCAGGCGGCUGAGGCGGCUGCUCGUGUUAGUGGUGGUGCUGCCACCCCUCCUCCGGCAGUACGUAAAUCUGCAGGCACCUCCGCCCUAAGGCCCACUAAACCUGCACCUCCCCAACCAGAAAAAGACUCUGCAACACCAGCUGAACCUCUGCCCGCACCACCUGCGCCCUUAUCCCAGGAUGCUCCCAGCGCUGAAGAUCAGUUCUCUGCACCUCUACCUUCCUCUUCCACCUCAUCUCCUACACCUCCUCCUCCCUCUCCUCCUGCGCCACCCGCCCCAGCCAUCCAGAUUCCUCCACCGCAACCUCAGGCCGAAGCAAGUAUUCAGCCUCCUACACCCUCAACCAUAUCCCAGGCCAAAUCUCCAGCUCCAGCUCCUCCACGCAGCCCUGUCCGCCAGAUGCCCCUUCACAAGACGUCGACUCUGCCUCUCCUGCCUUUACCACCUGCACUGCUGGGAAACACUCAGGGGAGUCCAAAGAAGUCCACCCCUCCUCAGAGGCCAUCCAGGAAGGAGAAGGAAGUUCGCAGCCGGACAUCACUGAUCGACCUUCCUUUACCACCCUGCCUGCCUGGAGGUGACUCCUCACCCCCACAGUGCCCCAUCCGCCAGGCCACACCGCUACCCCCGGCAGUCCUUAAGAAGAGACCAAAGAUUUGCUGUGCGCGAUAUGGUGAGCGCAAACACACCCAGAGUGACUGGGGCAAACGCUGUGUAGAUAAAUUCAAUAUUAUUGGCAUCAUAGGGGAAGGCACCUACGGCCAAGUGUACAAGGCCAAGGACAAAGAAACUGGUGAACUGGUCGCUCUGAAGAAAGUACGUUUGGACAAUGAAAAGGAGGGUUUCCCCAUCACAGCCAUCAGAGAGAUCAAGAUCUUGCGGCAGCUCAAACACCGAAGUGUGGUCAACAUGAAGGAGAUUGUCACUGACAAGCAGGAUGCACUUGACUUCAAGAAGGACAAAGGUGCUUUUUACCUGGUGUUUGAGUACAUGGACCAUGACCUGAUGGGCCUGCUGGAGUCGGGCCUGGUCCAGUUCUCCCAUGAGCACGUCCGCAGCUUCAUGCGCCAGCUGAUGGAGGGGCUGGACUACUGCCACAAGAACAACUUCCUGCACAGAGACAUCAAGUGCUCCAACAUACUGCUCAACAACAGAGGUCAGAUCAAACUUGCAGACUUUGGUUUGGCUCGACUUUACAGUUCAGAGGAAAGUCGGCCAUACACUAAUAAAGUAAUCACACUAUGGUACCGCCCCCCUGAACUCCUGCUGGGAGAGGAGAGGUACUCUCCAGCCAUCGAUGUAUGGAGCUGUGGGUGUAUUCUGGGAGAGCUCUUUACCAAGAAGCCCAUCUUCCAGGCUAACCAGGAGCUUCUACAGCUGGAGCAUAUCAGCCGUCUGUGUGGUAGUCCCUGUCCUGCAGUCUGGCCGGACGUCAUUAAACUUCCCCUCUUCAACACCAUGAAACCCAAGAAGCAGUACAGACGGCGCCUGCGGGAGGAGUUUGCCUUUUUACCUUCUGCUGCCCUGGACCUGCUGGACCGAAUGCUGACCCUUGACCCCGCGCGGCGCUGCUCAGCAGAGCAAGCUCUUGUCAGUGUCUUCCUGAGUAAUGUUGAGCCCAACAAGAUGCCACCGCCAGAUCUUCCUCACCAUCAGGACUGCCACGAGCUGUGGAGUAAGAAGAGACGACGUGCACGUCAGAGCGGGGUGCCCGAGGAUGUGCCCAAAGUGCCCCGCAAGGAAACGACAGGGACCUCGAGCGGGGAGAACAGCCGGCCCCAAAGCAGCCCGGCUGUACCCCCACCGCCUCCCCCAGGAAAACCGCCCCCCCCAGUCACCUUAGAGAGUGAGUUGUCAGGCCUGGGAGUAGCAGCAGACCAGUUGAACCCGACAGAGCUGGCCGUGCUGAUGAACCUCCUCCAGGGGCAGACGGACCUCAGCCUGCCCCAGGUGGCCCAGCUCCUCAACCUCUCAACCCCAGAGACUCUCAGCCAGUCGCUGUCAGCCCUCAGUGAGGCCUCUGACCAGCAGGGGGCUCCAGAGGACCAGGCCCCCACUGCUGCCAGGUCCCAGCCCCCGGAGCCGCCGCCUGAACCCCAGGAACCCUCGCCGACAUCCGGAGACCCCCCGCUCAGCCAGGAGGACCAGGCCAACCUGCUCGCUCUCCUUUUGGGCCACAUCAUUAAGCCCCAAAGGGAGGAGCAAGGCAAUGAGAGCAAUGGUGUCCAAUCAGAGGAGGCACUAAUGCGCGGCUCGUCCGCCUCUACUACUGAACGCAAGGAUGGUGCAGUAUCAAAAAGGAAACCGCUGGAUGCCAACCAGGUGCCUCCACCUGGGGAGCAGCGUCCCCCCUCUCCACCCGGUCCUCCUCCAUCGGCUCUCCUCCCUGGAAAUGCCCAGCAGGCCGGGUCUGAAACCCAGCCCAGCCAGGACAUCAGCCCUGCUGUGGCAGCUGCUUUGCUCCAGCUCAUCUCCCAGCAGGACUCGGAUGCUGGGCCCCCCCCGCACAGCAAGGACCCCUCUCCUGCUGCAGAGGCCCGGGGACCGCCCCCUCCACCCUGGAUGGCUGACUCCUCACCUAAACCUUCGGCUGCAGCUGAGGCCACAGCAGGACCAAACACAGCAGCACAGUUCCCCAAGGACCAGGACCUCCGCUUCUCCCAUGGAGCUGCCCGCUGGACCUGCCACCCCCCCCCCCCCCCCUGAGAGACAAACCCUAGUAUCUUAGGGCAGCUCCAGCAAUCCUGAAGGACACGCAGAGGAAGAAGACAGAGGGACACCUACAGAUUAGUAUUCACUGGACCAUGAGCAGGUAGUUAAAGUUGAAUCAAAGAUGUUGUAAGGGGUCUCAGGUCAAGAACAUAACUUCCCUCUGUCGUUUUGAAUCGGAGGGAGUGUUUGGACCUGACCGUAAAUUAAUUUGGGAACGUCACCACCUGCAGUCCCUUUGCUCUCACCCUUGACUGAAGGUCCCGACUUGAAUUAAGUUUAGCUUUUCAAAUUGAGUGCAAUGCAGCUGACACUCAAAUUAAAAAGAAGCUUUGAUUUUUUUUUUUCAAAACAAAUGAUUGUCAUGUCCACUGCAGUGCCCACUUCUAAAAAAAAAAGUUCCAAGAGCUUUAUGAAGAUGAAGUCAUUUUUGCUCCACUCUGUAAUGGGGCGGUGUCUGUCCCAGUGUGGUGGAAGCUAAAGUCCUGUGUAUCUUUAUAUUUGAGGCUUUGAGCACACUGAUAAGAACAAUGGAGGUUUGUGAAGUUGUGUCUCAUUGAUCCUCACGUGCUGGUUAGCUCCCGUUUCAGCCUUGUGCGUCGUUUGUGACCCCAGCGACCCCUGAAUGAUCGCGGCUUGGCAAGAAAGUGUGGGUUAAGUUUCCGUUUUUGAUGGCAACAGCGACUGGGAACAGGAAUUUUAGUUUUACUCAAAGGCUGUUCCAUAUUGUAUUCAGUUUCUCAUCAAUUAAACUGAAUUGCGAUAUGUUUUUGGUCCAUAUGAAGAUUUUCCCAAACCUGUGUCAUAGCAGUGCUCACUUUAUCUGUCUGAAAGAUGGAUCAAACCACUACAUCUCAACGUAUCGCUACAUGAUACACUUAUAAAAGCUAGACACACGUACGCAAACACUGACUUCUCUGGCUUUUCCUGGUGGGCUGUGAAAGCCUUGUCGUUGCCUCACCGCAAACUUGUGCAACAAAAGCUUUUUCUUUUGCUGCAGUUAUUUUCUACAUAAAGAAAAUGAUACAUGCUUUGAAAAUGGUCCAUGGUUUCUGUUUGCAUUUUUUUGGUUUUGAAGGAGAAAAUGAUUUGUGUAUGUAAAAAAGAAAAAAAUAUUUUGUAAUAUGUGUUUUCUUGGUUCAGUUUAUUAAAGGAAGUUAUGCGACCA
Notothenia coriiceps (black rockcod) is the source of this 6042-nucleotide messenger RNA. RefSeq names its product cyclin dependent kinase 12 (gene cdk12). Gene Ontology annotation, molecular function: cyclin binding; ATP binding; RNA polymerase II CTD heptapeptide repeat kinase activity. The coding region runs from base 780 to 4871 and encodes 1363 amino acids. The record is from RefSeq and is a predicted model, not a curated record. Gene Ontology annotation, biological process: positive regulation of transcription elongation by RNA polymerase II; protein phosphorylation. Lineage: Eukaryota; Metazoa; Chordata; Actinopteri; Perciformes; Nototheniidae. Gene Ontology annotation, cellular component: cyclin/CDK positive transcription elongation factor complex; nucleus. The transcript is spliced from 14 exons.